Messenger RNA from Eutrema salsugineum, 567 nucleotides. Its product is annotated as transcription factor bHLH36. Gene Ontology annotation, biological process: regulation of transcription by RNA polymerase II. Gene Ontology annotation, cellular component: RNA polymerase II transcription regulator complex. The record is from RefSeq and is a predicted model, not a curated record. NCBI's taxonomy places the organism in Eukaryota, Viridiplantae, Streptophyta, Magnoliopsida, Brassicales, Brassicaceae. Gene Ontology annotation, molecular function: RNA polymerase II transcription regulatory region sequence-specific DNA binding; DNA-binding transcription factor activity, RNA polymerase II-specific; protein dimerization activity. The transcript is spliced from 4 exons. Bases 1 to 567 code for a protein of 188 amino acids.
AUGGACGCUUGUCGGGAGAAGAGAAGACGAUGUACGAAGCUGAGAGUAAGUACUGAUAAUAACGACAGUGAGAAGAUGAUGCACAGAGAAAUCGAGAGACAAAGAAGACAAGAAAUGGCUUCUCUUUAUGCCUCUCUUCGUUCUCUUCUCCCUCUUAACUUUAUUCAGGGUAAGCGUUCGACUUCAGAUCAAGUGAAUGAGGCGGUGAACUACAUAAAGUAUCUACAGAGGAAGAUCAAGGAGCUUAGUUCUAGGAGAGAUGAGCUCAUGUUACUGUCUAGAGGAAGCUUCUUGGAUGAUUCUAAAGAUGAGAUGGAGAUGAUGAAUCAUGUGAUGGUUCGUCAGUGCUUGGUGGGAGUUGAAAUCGUGUUUAGCAGCCGCUGCUGCGGUGGACAACCGCAGCUUUCGAGUGUUUUUCAAGUGCUUUGUGAGAAUGGUCUCUGCCUUCUUAACUCCAUCUCUUCUAUAGUUGAUGAUAGGCUGAUUUACACCAUACAUGCUGAAGUCAGCGAUAUGACCUUGAUUGACGUAGCACAACUUGAAGAGAGAUUAACCAGAAUGAAGUAA